This is a messenger RNA of Danaus chrysippus (African queen), 699 nucleotides long. The record is from the annotation of a GenBank genome assembly. NCBI's taxonomy places the organism in Eukaryota, Metazoa, Arthropoda, Insecta, Lepidoptera, Nymphalidae.
AUGCACGGAGCACUACUUCUGUACAUAGCAGAGGGGUGUAUAAAUAUUCCUUUUCUUUUGGAGUGGAGAAGCUUUACACUCGGAAUCAGGCGAACAGAUAUUGUUCAGAAUGAAAAGCAUUGGGAAGUUACUCUAGACCAUCGGCGCCUAAAAACUCCAAAUGGUAGCGUCUUUACCGUGAACACCGAGCCGCUUGCUCGGGCAGUGGCUGCAGAAUGGGACGCACAACACGAAUAUAUUACACGGCCUACUAUGCAUCUCGAAGAAGAAUUAAGAAAAUUGCAAGAGAAAAAAUGGGAACCAGUGUUGGAAUGGUUUUGUAAGAGAUUUGGCGUAACCCAAGAGGUGUCCAAAGGCCUAGAACUUCCACCGAUAAAAACUGAAACUAGAGCAGUACUAGCGAGACAUUUUCUAUCCUAUGACUUUCCUUCUCUAACUGCAUUAAACUUUGGAGUUGAAGCCUUAAAGUCACCAAUUCUAAUGCUGGCCUGUGUUGAAAGGCACUUGGAACCCAAAGAUGCGGUGAUGCUUGCUAGAUUAGAAGAGGAAUACCAGGUAUCUCGAUGGGGCCGCGUGCCAUGGGCUCACGAGUUGAACCAGGCUGAGCUGACCGCUCGAGUCUCCGCCUCAUUGUUAGUCAUACACGCCAACUCCGAGCGACACUCCGCUACACAGAAGAAUAAAGAAGACAAACGAUAG